AUGGCGAACGGGCAGUUGCAGGGAGACGAGAAGUCAAGCUUCAGCGCACAGGAAAAAGACUUGAUAGCCGAGUAUGAUAGUCGACUGUUUGGAUUUCUUAACCUGAACGGCGAUGAUGGAACAGAGAAAAGAGCGCUCAUUGAGAAGGGAAUCGCUUUCUACGAAGAACAGGUGAAAGAGAAAAAAGACUGUGAAGAUGUUGAAGCACGAGUGUACUGUCAUUUGGGACAUCUUCAUCUUUUACUGGAAGACUAUGCAAAAUCCUUAUCAGGCUAUCAAAAAUUUUUUAGUAAACAGGAAGACCAUUGGAAGGAUUAA
This is a messenger RNA of Saccoglossus kowalevskii, 318 nucleotides long. RefSeq names its product histone demethylase UTY-like. Gene Ontology annotation, molecular function: chromatin DNA binding; histone H3K27me2/H3K27me3 demethylase activity; protein binding. Gene Ontology annotation, cellular component: MLL3/4 complex. The record is from RefSeq and is a predicted model, not a curated record. Lineage: Eukaryota; Metazoa; Hemichordata; Enteropneusta; Harrimaniidae. Gene Ontology annotation, biological process: regulation of gene expression.